Molecule: messenger RNA, 3967 nt
Organism: Onychostruthus taczanowskii (white-rumped snowfinch)
Lineage: Eukaryota; Metazoa; Chordata; Aves; Passeriformes; Passeridae
Gene: SCMH1
Product: Scm polycomb group protein homolog 1
Exons: 16
Coding region: 279-2363 (694 amino acids)
Biological process (GO): regulation of DNA-templated transcription
Cellular component (GO): nucleus
Molecular function (GO): protein binding
Source: RefSeq, a predicted model, not a curated record
CGCUCCUUCCCGUUCCCUCCCGUUCCCUCCCCGCCUCCCUGCGCAGCGCGAACAUGGCGGCGGCGGCGGCGGCGAGGGACUGAGCAGCGCCAGCGCUCGGCGGCCGCGCAGGUUUUGCUAUGCCGCAGUGUUUGUACUGACUCUGCUGUCUUGUAGGAGUGAUGGGGAACUAGAGCCCAUGACAGUUCAGUGGAGCCCUUGGCACUUUUGAUAUCUCGACAUCUCCAGUUCUGUAAGAGCAGCCCAGUCCCAGGAUAAGGACAGCAGCAGGUGGUAGAAUGCGGAAACCAGGCCCUCAGAAAGCCAUAGACUGGAAAGAUGGUAAAAAGCACAAGUACAGCCGCCCGUCAGAGUCUCCCUCCCAGUACCAAGGUCACUUCACCUGGGAGAAGUACCUGAAAGAAACAUGUGCCAUCCCAGCUCCUGCCCAUUGUUUCAAGCAGUCCUACACUCCACCUGCAAACGAGUUCAAGAUCAGUAUGAAGCUGGAGGCCCAGGACCCCCGGAACACCACGUCCACGUGCAUCGCCACCGUGGUGGGGCUGACGGGCGCGCGCCUGCGCCUGCGCCUCGACGGCAGCGACAACAAGAACGACUUCUGGAGGCUGGUGGACUCUGCUGAGAUCCAGCCCAUUGGCAACUGUGAGAAGAAUGGAGGGAUGCUGCAGCCUCCACUGGGCUUCCGGCUGAAUGCCUCCUCCUGGCCCAUGUUCCUUCUGAAGACUCUGAAUGGAGCAGAGAUGGCUCCUGUCCGGAUUUUUCACAAGGAACCACCAUCUCCUUCCCAAAACUUCUUCAAGACAGGUAUGAAGCUGGAGGCAGUGGACAGGAAGAACCCUCACUUCAUCUGCCCGGCCACCAUUGGGGAGGUGAGAGGUUCUGAGGUCCUCAUAACAUUUGAUGGCUGGAGAGGUGCCUUCGAUUACUGGUGCCGAUAUGAUUCCCGGGACAUCUUUCCCGUAGGCUGGUGUUCGCUGACUGGAGAUAAUCUGCAGCCCCCUGGUACAAAAGUUGUGAUUCCAAAGAGCCCUUUACCUGCCUCCGAAGUAAACUCGGAGAAACCUAGCAUGCACAGUAGCACAAAGACUGUUUUGGGGCAUCAACAAGGGCAAAGGCGUCGCAAAACAGGGAAGAAGCGUGGUCGAACGACCAAAGCGCUAAUCCACCACCCCAUGCCUACACCCUCCAAGUCAGUGGAGCCUUUGAAAUUCCCCAGAAAGAGAGGCCCCAAGCCUGGCAGUAAGAGGAAACCUAGGACAUUGCUGAACCCAGCACCCACCUCUCCAACAACCAGUACCCCAGAGCCAGACACAAGCACUGUGCCCCAGGAUGCUGCUACAAUCCCCAGCUCUGCCAUGCAGGCUCCCACAGUUUGCAUUUACUUGAACAAGAACGGCAGCACUGGGCCCCACCUAGACAAGAAGAAAGUUCAGCAGCUGCCAGACCAUUUUGGACCAGCUCGAGCUUCUGUUGUCCUGCAGCAAGCAGUACAGGCCUGCAUUGAUUGCGCUUAUCAUCAGAAAACAGUCUUCUCCUUCUUAAAACAAGGCCACGGGGGAGAGGUCAUCUCAGCUGUGUUUGAUCGGGAACAGCACACUCUGAACCUGCCAGCAGUAAACAGUAUCACCUACGUCCUCCGCUUCCUGGAGAAGCUGUGCCACAAUCUGCGCAGUGACAACCUCUUUGGGAACCAGCCUUUCACUCAGAACAGCCACAUGCAGCGCUCACACGAGUACGACCACGACAGGUAUCUACCAGACAGAAGCAGUUCCUUAGACGGCUCUCUGCAGGGACCAGGCCGGGGUACAAAGCGCUUUUCCCAAGAUCCCCCUCCAUACAGUGCUCCUCUCUCCCCCAAGUUACCAAAGAAUGACCGUCACCCUUUGGAAGGUGAAACCUUUGUCCUGGGAGAUGGCCUCCCAGGGCCCUUAGAGCCUCGCCUGGACCCCAUGGACUCUGCCUUGAACUCUGUCAAUUCAUCCAGCCACAGCAGGAGCUCCAGAGACUUUCGCCUGCCAGGAUACAGGCACCUGCACCAGCCCUCUAGCCUCAGCCAGGGCAGCACCUCUGCCCUGGGCAGGCUUAGCUCUGGGGGCUCCGACAGGUACCUGGGCUCCCGGGACAGCUCCCGGCUCGGCAGCCGUGACCCCUCGUCCUGGACGGUGGAGGAGGUGAUGCAGUUCAUCCGCGAGUCAGACCCGCAGCUGGGCCCCCACGCCGACCUCUUCCGAAAGCACGAGAUCGACGGGAAAGCCCUGCUCUUGCUGCGGAGCGACAUGAUGAUGAAGUACAUGGGGCUGAAGCUGGGGCCAGCCCUGAAGCUCACUUACCACAUCGACAAGCUAAAGCAAGGCAAGUUCUGAGAGGACUCCUGGCAGGAUGGAUCCUGGAAGCUCCGCUCCCGGCCGCCCCACCCGCGCUCACCCGGCACAGGUUCGCAUGCACACACCCCCUUGGCCGCCGCAGACGGACACUGCCGAGCCCGGCCGGGCCCUCGGGCCCCGCUGCCCCGCCCAGGCCCGGCAGCGCUCCGGAGGAGCCCGGCACAGCUGGCCUUUGCACCAGACUCAGCUGUGGGCGUUGGAAGCGGAGGCUCUCUUCCCUGCUGCCCAGCCAGCACUUCUCCGUGAGCUCCCGGCCCUGCUUCCCUGGGAUGGAGCAGCUCCAGGCAGUGUCCCUGGGGACCGGGUGUUUGCCUCAGCUCCUCCCUGGGCCUGCUGGGGCAGCCCCUGGCACGAAGCCUGCCCAGCCUCAAGGGGCUCGGUGCCCGCAGCCUGCCCUCAGCCCCUGGCACCACAGCGAGCUCAGAGCCGUGAGCAGCCAGCCCUGGCUCUGCCUGCCCCCAGCUCCUGCUGUGGCUCCAGCUGGGCACACCGGGCUGGGAGCCUUUAUAUUUAUUCCAGACUGGGGAGGCCGUGUGGGAGCAUGGAGAGAGCUGGGAGAGCUGAGGAGCAGGGCUGGGCCUGGCGUGCCCCUGGGCUGGUGUUGGAGGCUGCCUGGAUGCUGCAGGACUCAGCUGAUCCUUCUCGCCUUUUUUUUAUUUUCUUUUUAAUUUGGAAAUUUUUUUUUACUAAGGAAUAGUCUGUUUCAAACGAUGAGAUGAUUUUUUACCUGUGUUGAACUCGCAACUCUCGGUGGUUUUUAGCCAGAGCUGCUAAGGUUUGUCUUCCCAGGGGCACUCCUGCUCCUCUAGAGUUUUGGUAUGUCCCAGCUCAGCGUGUGAGGGUUUUGGGUCUGGCCAGAGCACCCUGGGGUGGUGGCCUGUCCCGGCCUCACUCCUCCUCUGAGGGCUUUGCCCUUCCCGAGGCACCUGUUGGUCUCAGGCAGUUUAAUGUAUUUAUUUUUGAUGGCACUUGAGUGCUUCCCGUGGUCCCAGACAUGUUUCUGCAGCUGCACGAGGAGUGUCAGAGUGGAGCCACCGGCUGUGCCAGCGCAGUGUCCCCUGGACAGCAGCUGCCAGCUCAGGGCUGCCCGGACCCCAGAGCACCACUGGCACCAGCCUGGCCUGAGCUGGGACAGGGCUGGCGGGACAGGGCUGAUGGGGCCAGCACGGGCUGUCCCCAGUGUGUGCCCACACACACACCUCAGCACGCUUCCUCUGCAGUGACCAAAGGGCUGGGACAGAAUCUCCACUCCAAGCACUUCCUUGUCCUGCCCCAGCUCACCUCUGCAUCCCCUCAGCCUCGAGGGCCUGGCCAGCAGCAGGACGGGCCCCUGUGGUGACCAACCCUCCAGGCUCUUGCACUGAGUCAGGUUUACCCCUAAGGGGCAAAGUUGCAAAAAAAGAAAAAAUACCCCAAACCCUAAAGUAAUAAAAAGGCAAAAUGGCUUUUUGUCCUGUAGCGGGGCUGGGGCUCCGGCUGCUCACGGGGCCCUCAGUGUGACCCGGCCCCCAGCAGGGUCAGCCCGUGCUUUCCUCUGCACUUAUUUUACGUUCAUUUGUUUAUAAAUAAAAGGAUACCAAGUU